UUGGGGCACGGGGAUCUACCGCGAAUCAAAACAAGAAAACAGAGAAAGAGCACGAAGAAAAAACACUAUCUGCUGGAAGCGAGUCUCCAAUGCUAAUUCAAAGCGGUGAGUAAUCGCGAUAAAGGUUCGAUCGUGUAUUUUUCGCAGUGUGUUCGCGAAUUCACAGCCAGACAGUUCGUUUUUUCUGAGGUCUCUCCUGACACAAUCUUCCUGAGAACUUCCUUCCUGUGAAGUGAUCCUUUCUUCAGUCCUGUUUGAAGUGUUUGUUUUUCUUUCAUAUUUUUAUCGCAUUUUGUGAUUAUCAGGAAUAGAUCAUGACCACAAUAUUCGAUUUAGAUAGCCAGCGACGCGAGGUCAUCUACGAUAGCACAGCUUUCACACCAUCGCCACUGUCAAAUUCAUCCACUAGUGACGGCAGUGAGGCCACCUACAUCCAAGGAAGUCACCUCGAAGUAGGACAACUAACCUGCGACAUGGAUCAGAGGUUGCAAAUUGAGGCAAUUCAGACCAAGCCGUAUCUCAUUAUCACCCAUCAGCCGGUGGAUAAAUUCCGUUUCCGCUACAAAUCAGAGAUGCACGGAAGUCAUGGAUGUCUCGUGUCAUCAUAUAAGGACAGAGCCCGGAAGUAUUUCCCAACAGCUGAGCUGCGUGGAUUCAAUGGAGAAGCCAUCAUCAGAUGUUCUCUCUACCAGGCAGACACAAAACAGCCACAUUCACACAAACUUGUGGUUCGCAAUGGGGAUGAGGAUAAUGAGGAUCCACACGAUGUAGAAGUCGGUCCGGGUGCCUAUCAGGCAGAAUUCAAGGGUAUGGGCAUCAUUCACACGGCUAAAAAGAACAUAGUCGAAGAGCUCUACAGGAAGCUGAAAACGUGCGAAGAAGCCAAAGGAAAACUCUUCUCAGAGCGUGAUGAUCGUAAAUUGAGGGAAAUUGCAACGAAGGAAGAGAAGAAUAUGAACCUUAAUCAGGUUCGCUUGUGCUUUGAAGCCUUUGCAAAGGACUCCAUGGGGGCACUCUAUGAAAUUUGUGAGCCCGUCUUUUCCAUUCCCAUUAAUAACAUGAAAAGUGCAUUAACUGGUGAGCUCAAAAUUGCAAGGAUGAGUAGUGCUGCAAGUAGUGUCAAUGGGGGUGAAGAUCUCUUUCUUUUUGUUGAGAAAGUCAAUAAAAAAAACAUCAAAGUGAGAUUUUACGAGGAAAACGACGAUGGACAGAUUGUGUGGGAAUCUUAUGGUCAUUUUACUGAAAUUGAUGUUCAUCAUCAGUACGGGAUUGCUCUGACUACGCCCGAAUACCACAGAAAGGACAUUAAGAGGCAGGUGGAUGUGUGGAUCCAAUUGGAGCGUCCCAGCGAUAAUGAGAGAAGUGAACCAAUGCACUUCACCUACAAGCCGUGCCUUGAAGCAAUGAAUCCUCACAACCGGAAGCGCUUACGCCCCAAUGAGAGCUUCAAUUCGUCCGACAUUCCUGUGACGGUGAAUCAAAUGGAGCAGCUGCAGCAGCAGGAACCUGUAACGAUCAGUAUGGAAUACAAUGUGAGUGAAGAAGUCAAUCAAUUGCUGAACACAGCUCAAGAUUUUCCACUACAGGAAAUCAGCAUUUCUGGAGAUUUUCUCAAGCAUUUUGAGACAAAUUCAGAUGAAUACAAGAGAAUGGUUAUGGAGGCCAAUCCUUUCCAAAUGCAAGAUGGAAUUUUAGUCAAUGAUUCACCGAAAAUUGCUCAAGAUCGCAAGCGGGAUGAUGAUGUAAAAUCAAGUCACAAUGCCUGUUUAAUUCCAAAGGAUAAUGUAUCCAUUUACGAAACAAUCCUGUCAAUUGUUCGACAAUACGGGAACACUGUGCCCAUUAAAGUGGAGAAUAUUGUGCAGCAUCUUCUGAUGGAUUCCAAAAGAGUGGGAGAAAAUUUACUCCACUGGGCAAUCCGAGAGAAUGGGGGAAAAGUCAAGAAUAUUUUGGAAAUAGUCCACAAGUUUAAUUUGAACGAUUAUCUCGACGUUGUGAAUGCAAAAGGCGAGAAUUGUCUUCAUAUUACGUGCGCCCUGGACAAGGCGGAAUACAUUCGUCCGCUGAUCAAUUUGGGAGCAAAUCCAAAUGCCAGAGACAUCAAUGGGAACACCCCAUUGCACGUGGCUGUUGCCGAAGGGCGCUACAUUUGUCUUUCACGAAUUAUUGAUCGAACCAAUUAUACGCCCAAGAGCAAGGCGCUGGAUAUAAAUCUGGCCAAUCAUCAGGGUAUGACGGCAUUGCAUCUUGCCGUUAAGAAUCACGACUUGGAGGCUACAAGGAGACUCGUGGAAGCCGGAGCUUCGGUGAAGAUGGCUGAGCAUAAGCAUGGCAAUAGCAUUUUACACAUUGCCGUCUCAGAGUGUGCCGUGGACAUUGUGAAAUUUCUCUUGCAGAAGGCAAAUGUUCAGGUGAAUCAGACAAAUUCCUCAGGAUAUACAGCACUUCACUUGGCAUGCGCUACUACGGAAUCCUAUGAGUCAAAGCAAAUUGUGAAGUUACUGCUGGAAAAUAAAGCUGAUCCUUUGAUGGUUAACGAAGGAUGUGUUCAAAUCCCUCAAACAGCGGGAAUGGAUAUGGAUGAGGAUGAAGCUGAUAUGGAACGAGCGAGAAAUUCCUUUGAAUUGGCACAGAAUAAACCGGAAAUUCUGACUGUUCUUCAAAGUUUUCAAAAUUUUGGUGGUACUAAAAUCAAAGAAGAGAUUGUGGAGCACGAUGCAGAGGAAGAGAGUAGAGCUAUGCUAUUAGAUAGUAUUUGUUCAAAGCAACUCUGUGACUUAUUAAAUGAGAAGGAUUUGUGGAAGCAACUGGCUAUGGUGUUGGAUCAAACAUCGCAGAUUUCCAUCUGUGAGAGAUCAGCAAAUCCCGCAAAAACCCUUUUUAAUGUGAUUGAGAUGCAAGAUACAUCUGUGGAGGACCUGAUCAGAUCAUUAAAUUACCUCAAGCUACCUAAUGCUGUGGCGUGUGUGCAAGAGAUGCUGGCAAGGCGCGAGAACAAAAAUUUGGCGCUUGGAAUGAAACAAAUGGAAUAAUUUUGAUUUCUAUUUUUUUUUACAAGUUUUGCAUUACUUAUUUUUUAUUUUAAGUACUUUCUAUACAUAAAUAUAGUGAAUAAAUAGUGACUUAGAUGUAGUAAUAUGAACACGGCAUAAAAGAGAAA
Messenger RNA from Lutzomyia longipalpis, 3160 nucleotides. It is a transcript of the gene Rel, whose product is annotated as nuclear factor NF-kappa-B p110 subunit. Gene Ontology annotation, cellular component: cytoplasm. Lineage: Eukaryota; Metazoa; Arthropoda; Insecta; Diptera; Psychodidae. The transcript has 10 exons. Gene Ontology annotation, molecular function: DNA-binding transcription factor activity; DNA binding; protein binding. Gene Ontology annotation, biological process: regulation of DNA-templated transcription; inflammatory response; response to cytokine. The coding region runs from base 315 to 3032 and encodes 905 amino acids. The record is from RefSeq and is a predicted model, not a curated record.